CUUUUUUUGGCGUUUAAAUUUUCAAAAAGCACUAAAUCUAGUGCUUAAAGCACUAAGUUGCCAACUAUGCUAUGGUACGUCUGUUUGUGAUUCAGUAGUUCUCUUCAGUUAGUUUGUGUUUGAAUUGCAGGGUGAGUGUUAGUUUAGAUUGUGUAUAUUUUCUCUUUAAAUCAGUUGACAUUAACCGGUGGUGACUAUCCAGCUGAAAACGAUAACUAAAAGUAAAGUCACAUAUGAUUGUGUUUUAUAAAUAUUUAACUACCACUCGAUUGCAGUAACGAUGCGCAUGGCUGUCUAAUGAUUGUGGAAAUGACUGUGUAGAAAGGAUAUUUUGUAUUUCGUGUUGUGGCAAGUAACAAUUCAAUAUUCGCGAUAUCUGUUUUAUUUUUCCCUGACAACAGGAUUUCAAUUGCUUUAGUAGUACACCUUGUUACUCAAAUAUAAAAAGUCAAUUUAAUAUAUGAAAAUACCCAGUGAAAUUGUUUAAAAAAUCUAAGUUACUAAAUAUUUUCAAGUUCAAAGUCAAGGUCGGCUUGAUACAAUUAUUUUAAAAACACCACAAUGUUUGUAUACGUCAUAUUCUCAAAUUGAUUGCAGUGAAAAACUUCGGCAAUGUAUCAGUGCAUUAAGUUGUGAAAGUUGAAAUAAGAUAUAAAAAAAUCCUUAUAUGUGUAUGAACAUUCGUACAUACAUAUUCUUUGGCAAAACCCUUGAACGUUUUUUCUUUUGAAAUACUGAUUGUAUUGUAAGUUUAUCGUGCUUUUGUUUAUUGUGACAAUAUAGACUUAUAAAUACAUAAUUAUAACCCGAUGGCAGCAACCAUGCGCAUGGCUGUCGAAUAAUAGUGGAAAUGUCGGUGGAGAAAGGAUAUUGUUAAUUCUACGACUAUUUUAUUUUUCGCUGAUUGAAAUAAUUCUUUUGCUUUACACACUUUGUCACUCAACCCAUUCCAUUAAGAUUAAAUUUAAUCAGUGAAAAGGUCCAGUGAAGUUAUGAAAAAGAUUUAAGUCACUGAAUCCUUUGAAAUUCAUAGUCAAGGUCGACUUAAGUGAAAAUGAUUUUUGAAAAUUUACCUUGUGGAUUACAUAUGUCAAAUAUGAGUGUAGUAAAAACCUUUAAAAGUGUGUGAGGGCAUCAAAUCUAGCGAAGUAAAGAAUUUAUGCAAGAUUAGCAGAAAAAUUGAGUGAACGUUCCUUCUGAAAAAAAUAUUUGUGCUGUAAAUGUGAAGUGUUUCCUUUUUGAAUAAUUUCUGCUUUGCGAAAAAAAAGCGAGGAAAUAUAGUGUAGAACCAUUAAACUAAGGGAUUUAUACAUGAAUUGUUCAGAAAAUUAUCCGUACGAAACAAAUUAAAGGACUUGCGCUAAUAAAAGUUCACAUAGAAUGUGAAUAACUACGCCUAGAGCAAGGGAGCAUGAAUUUAGCUAUCGGACGUGAAUUUAACAAUUGAAUUAUAUAGCACAAUGAAUGGGACGGAGUGUGAAAAUAUGGCAGCCUCAUUGAGAUGGUCAGAUCCAGCGAAUAUAAUUUCGUUAGCUAUACUUCUAUUUAUCAUACUCUUAGUAAUUUCCGGAAAUUCUUUAGUUAUAGCAGCUGUAUUCUGUUCAAACAAAUUACGGAGCGUUACGAAUUACUUAAUCGUUAAUUUAGCCGUUGCAGAUUUGUUGGUAGGGUUAACUGUUCUUCCGUUCUCGGCAAUAUGGGAGGUCUUUAAGGUAUGGAUAUUUGGUGAUGUCUGGUGUCGUAUGUGGCUUGCUGUAGAUGUAUGGAUGUGCACUGCAUCCAUUUUGAACUUAUGCGCAAUAUCUUUGGAUAGAUAUGUAGCCGUUACCCGUCCAGUUGCCUACCCGAGUAUAAUGUCAACAAAACGGGCUAAAUCAUUGAUUGCCGGAGUGUGGGUGCUUUCAUUUGUUAUAUGUUUUCCCCCGCUUGUUGGCUGGAAGGAACAAAAGUCGAUAAUACAGUCAGUGUACACACGAGAAAAUUACACCCGUUUCUAUACCACAACUGUUGUAUCUGUUCAGCGUAGUGUGCAACUAAAGCAAAUGCAGCAGUCACGAUUUCCAUACAAUCGGACACAUAUGUCAAUAGAUGCAACGCCUGACAUAUUAAUGUCAGUUACAGAGGGUUUUAAUUACCAAGAUCCAGCUCAAAUAUCUUUAGAGAGUGGAGAAUAUGUUGAGAGUUCAAAAUUCUUCUAUGAAGAGUCAUUUUGUUCCUCAAAGUGUGAAUUGACAAAUGAUCGAGGUUAUGUAUUAUACUCAGCAUUAGGAUCUUUCUACAUUCCGAUGCUUGUGAUGCUCUUUUUUUAUUGGCGCAUAUAUAAAGCAGCAGUGAGAACUACACGAGCAAUAAAACAGGGCUUCAAGACCACCAAAGGUUCGAAAAGUAUUGGUUCACGUUUCGAAGAAAAACGCUUAACGUUACGAAUUCAUCGUGGACGCGGCUCAAACCAGCACGACUCAACCUAUAGUAGUGGCAGCACCCAAAGCACCACCACUACCUUGGGCACUCCAUCACCAGAGCGUCUUUCAAAAUAUACCACCCGCCGGUCUAAUAACUUCGACAAAAUUAAGAUAUCCGUUUCAUAUGCUUCCACUGAAACUAUUAAUGAAUUUCGCGGUGGUGAGUCGACUGGCUCUGGUGAACACCGUUCUUUCAACAAUGGCAGCACCCUUUAUGCGGUGCACUACAAUUCAGUUAGCGGCGGCGAGACGAUCGAGUCAGAACUCUUUCCCCAACCGCAAAACAAAAUUUGUUAUUUACAAGUAGACAAUGAGCGCCGCCAAUCAAAUACCGGCGAUAUAACCCACCAGCAUGGAACGUCAUUUAUGCAGCAACAUCAAUCAUAUCGAAGCAAAAAAAUCGGACGGAGAAAUCUCAAAACACAAGUUAAACGUUUUCGGACGGAAACUAAAGCCACAAAAACUCUUGCCAUCAUUGUUGGUCUCUUCAUUUUCUGCUGGCUCCCAUUUUUUACAAUUUAUAUUAUCCGAGCCUUUUGUCAAGAUUGCAUAGAUCCUAUAAUCUUUUCUAUACUUUUUUGGCUUGGUUACUGUAACUCCGCGAUCAAUCCAAUGAUAUAUGCACUUUUUUCUAAAGAUUUUCGUUCUGCUUUUAAGGUUAUUAUUUGUUAUUGUUCUUUUUCCCAAGAAAGCGUUUCAUUAAAAAGUUCUCGCCGAGGCAGUGAUAUUUCGGCAGGACGUUUUCAUGACCGAACACCCAGCAUAUCUCAGAGUGCACUACAAUUCCAUUCACUGGGUGGAGAAAGUGAAAUACAUUGUUCAGAACUAAGUAGCGUUCAUAGGUGACAAUCUUUUCGGUCCAACUCCUAAUUUUCAAACCAAUAUUCAGGUUUUUUCAGGUUCAAUAAAGCAGUUUUGUCUGCUUCUCUGCAUAUGGUUUGUACGCGGAAUUAAAUUUAUAUUACAUCUAUUUUUAACUGGAUUAUUAUACGAACUCAGUUGAAGCUUUUACUUGGCGAGCAGUGAUUAUAGAUGUUAUAUAAUUCGAUUGAUUCCAUUUAUAUGCGAACAUAUAUGUACAAAUAUGUUUGCAUAUGCAUAUGUAUGAAAAAAUAUAUGCAGAUGUCAAUGCACAGAAAUUUCACACUUUCUACAAUUUCAGCGUAUUUAAAAAUAAAUCCGAUGGCGAAUUCAAAUGACAAUGAUGCUUGUCAAAAAGUCAGCGAAAAUAUAUUUAAAAACAGAAGUAAAAUUUUUCAAUCUUUGCAAAAUUUUCAAUUCAAAUCAAAGUAAAGUAAAAUGUUGACCUUCUUUUAUAAAAACACACUGUGAGAAACAACUGACAAACAAAUUGGUUGGCAUAAAAUAAAGCAUAUUUUAAAAUAAAACCGAUUUUAUUAAUAAUGUAAAAUGCAUUCCCGCAAAACUAAUUAUGUAUUAAGUGAACAGCAGCGCCAUUACCAAGGGGAAGUGGAAAGUUGGAGCUUAAAAUACCGUUUUAAUUACUUCAGUGCUCCGAACUGUACAUAAGAGUUGCGAAUUUGUCUUUUUGAAAAUCUGAACGAGAUUCCAUGAGUUAGAUUAAAAUUAACUCGUAUUUAGAGAUUUUGUAUUUACUACCAAUACAGUUCUUUUGAGUAGUUUGCAAAAACGGGAAUUGGAAAAUGUGAAAAGACGAAAAGACGAUCCGAAUAUGCCAUUGUAAAAUGAUAUAAAAGUAGUAUAAUAUGUAGUAUUUAUUGAGCAACAUAUUUGAUAUUGGUAUAGUAAUGAUAGUUUUAUAUAGAGAGGGAUAGAGUUCCAUUACGAAGUCCAUGAGGAGCAGUCAUUCUUUAAAAUAACAGCGUUUGACGCGAACGAUAUCUCUUCCAGUGGCUCAUACAGGGUUGUAAAUUUUUUAAUACAAUAAUUUAAAUAUAUAUAUGUGUAUCCCGAUGUUGGGAUUAAAAUUUGAUUUUCAUUUCUUAUCGGGAUUAAAAAUUAAAAAUCUUAAAUAGAUUACAGUCCCUUUAAUCGAGUGCCAGUAGAAACUUUGUACAUUUUCGAUCUACCAUUUUACACAUUACUAUUGCAGUUUUUCACCCAGAUAGAUCGUUUCACCUCGUUUUGAUUUUCCUUGCCAUGCUCCUGUUCAGAUCGCCGUAUAGACAAUGCUUGAGUUUCUCAGUGUUUAUCACGUUUUCAUUGCCAACGAUCACAUGUGACCUAGCACCCAGUGGAAGUGAAGUCGCUUGGUUCUGGCGACACUCUCUACUGCUGCCCUGACACUUUUGGCCGAUAUGCCAAACGAGUUUAAAGCUUUGAUUGUUGGUUGGCUGUCCACGUAGGUUAGAUGCUAGCUCCUCUGCUUGAAAUAUACUGUCCCGCAGUUUAAAAGGCUGCCUUAAGUCUAACUCUGUACAGUAUAUACCCGCACCAAUUCCGCCCUUUAUUUUAGAGGCUAACGUGCCUUUACGCCAACUAUCUUUUUCUAUGUUUAUUCUGAAUCUUCUUUCUCGAUUGAAAAGUGCCAAUAUUAUAUUGAUAUUUUGCAAUGAAUAUAUCUUAAAAAUAUGUGAAACUUUGGGAUAAUUAUUUUUGUUCUUUUUAACUAUUUAUUUAUUUAUCUUUUCUUUAAGCAUUUAAUAGAAAUUCUCAUAAAAAGCUAUAAUUUAAAUACGGCAUAUAGUAUAGAACCUGGCUUUUCUCCCACUACAACAUUUUCAUCAAGGUUAAAUAAAUACACAAUAUUUCAAGUUCUGCUAGAAUUAAAUAAUGAUUUUAAAUAAUUCGAAAUGAUAUUAUAUGGAAACGUAAAUAAUAUUAAUGAAUUAAAAAUAUUCUUUCAAUAGUCCCCAGAAAUCAUAUCAAUCAAAUUAUUAUAAAUAAUUUCACGACGAAAGUACAAAUUAAUUCAACUCUACUAAACUUAACUAUUUAAAUUCUAAUUUCAUCAUCGUGAUUGUUUUCCUUAAUUUAUAUUUCAUUUUACGGUCAAAAUCAUUAUCAUUCAUUACGGUAUAAAAUUUGAACAAAGCUGUUAAAUAUGGUACUUUCAACAGUACUUCCAAAAAAGUUAACUCAGGGUUAUUAUGUGCGUGCCUUCUGUAGCUUUCCGCAAAUAACAAGCACUAUAAUACACACCAGCCUUCCGCAAUGGGAGUGUUGACUAUGAUCUAUGACAAAAGUCGAUGGUCGCAGACAGAAGUUCUUACAGAAGUACAUAAAAGAGGUGCAACAACAUGCGCGAUGGCUUUAACAAAAGCGGUUAACUUGGUAAGUGGUGUUAUUGAGACAAUAAGGUGAAUUCUACUCUAAGCUGAAUUUUAUGGUCGAACAUAUCGCACUAACCGUUUGUUAAUGAGUGCAAUAGGAAACGUACAGUGUAUAUUGCAGAAGGUCUUUUAAAAAAGAUGAAAGCAAAUUUAUUCGCUUUAGUAAUUUAAUCACUACCAAAACGGUGUUGAAACCAAAGAAUCUGCGUGACACUGUGGUCGUACACAAUGCUUUUUAUUAAAAGAGGAAGAGAACGAAACAUUUUUCGCUUUCUAACACUAUUCAUAACAGAAAGUUUUUUCGUUAACAAAAAUAUAUCAAUUUCACGUUAGUAUUUGAUUAUGCUUAUGUCGAAAUCAAUGAGUAUGUGCGAGUAUAACUAUAUGCAUAUAAUAAUAUUAGUACAUAUGUUUGAGUAGGAAAACUGCAUUUCGAGCGAAAAUGUAUUUAAUAAUUAUAACAACCCUACAUAUGUAUGUUUCCCAUGUAUUAAAUCAAGUCAUUUUCCACUAAUUUAACAUUUCUGCAAAUAAAACAUAAAAUACGUUGGUCAAAACAAAGAAAGAAACGAAGAAAGAUAAUUUGACGUAAGCAAGUUCACAAGAAGAAACACAGCUACUUCUGUCGCCACAAUAUGAUAUUAUGGAAUCAUGGGUUUCUAAAAUACUUUAUAUACGAAUUGUAUUUUUCUUACACAAGAUACUUUCGCUUUUAGAGAUUUCAAAUUUAAAAAAAUAAUCAAAUAAUAAAUAUACAAAACAUAUGAACGUAUAUUUGUAUACUUAUGGAUUGCUUCAAAAUUUUAUUUGUAAUUGUUCAACUUACUGUAAUAUCUAAAGUAAGUGUUUGCGAGGGAAUGUCAAAUCGCUGCAAUUUACUGAAAACAUCGGAAAUGAAACGUAUUUGCAUUGGCGCCUAUCCUGCAGAAGUAUUAUACAAAUACCACGAUGGAGUAAUGGAAAUAGGAACAAUAUAUGCGAUAUUUCAACUCAUCGAUAACAGUGACAACGGUUAUUUAAUUUCUCAUUAUUUUAGUCCGCUGAUCAAGUGUGUUAAAGCUAAGUUAAUCACACCAGUACAAUACAACUGCACAACUAAAAAUGAUAAAACAGAAUUAGUUACAGUUGAUAAAGGUUUUAUACUUUGUUUCAAUCAAAAUAUGCAAAUGUUAGAUGACCUACUGAAAUUGUGUACUGGGAAAAAAAUGAAUCCGUCAGAAUUUGUAGCUUUACAGUAUAGCAUAGAUCACCUACCAAUGGUUGGAAGUAACACAGAUGCUGUUAUGUUUAGAAUGCAAUUUUAUUUCGUAGUAUCAACAAUACUGUUUAUAGUAGAAAAAGCGAAAAUUGUUUUACUAAUAUCUAAUAUUUGACUAACAGAUAAACUUUUAACGGACAAGUGUACAUAAAUAUAAACUCGAUAUAUACAUUAAAUUGGUUGCUGAUUUUAUUUAUAAUUUAUAUAAGAUACGACUGUAAGCAGUGACAGAAUAACAAGGAGUAAAGAACAAAAAAUAAAAAAUAAAAAUAAAACGAA
Bactrocera oleae (olive fruit fly) is the source of this 7253-nucleotide messenger RNA. The record is from RefSeq and is a predicted model, not a curated record. Lineage: Eukaryota; Metazoa; Arthropoda; Insecta; Diptera; Tephritidae.